AUGAUAAACUCAACACCCAGCAUAUCACCUUCUCUCCCACAGCAUCAAUCGGAAGAAGAAAUGAUUCAAUCUCUGGAACAGGAAACAAUGAUGAAGGAGUUGAAACAUCUUCUAUACAAUAUAGUACCACAACAAUGGAGUAAAAUUAUUGCGGAAAUUCAAUUAGCAAUUAAUCAUUUGGGCGGUGAAGUGAUGACCUCUCAUCCCAUAGGAUUGAACGAUGCGAUUAAUACUCUCCAUGCACAGGUACAAGGAGGAACCUCAUCAACAUCCAUCACUCCAAACACGAAUAAUGAACCUCAUCAACGAUCCAUUACACCAAAUACAGACAGACCCAUCACACCAAACACUUUAGGAUCAUCGGAAGUACAACAACAACAUCAUGCUUUAUCAUCUACAAACGAAGGUGAGCCACGUACUCCUAUCACACCAGCUGCACACUCCCGAUUUAAUGCCAGUUUCAGUAGAAAGGGUACUAAUGCUGAGAGAAUUCAGCUACAUAUAACCGAUCAAAACCAUUCCAUUCUAAAAGGAUAUUUAUUGGUAGAGGGUUAUCGUAUUUUGGGUGGAAAAAUCAAUUUCAAGUUACACAAGAUGAAGAACAGUUUUGAAGCUGAGAUUAAACCAAAUGACCCAUACACUUUGAGCCAAGUUCAAAGGGCCCACCACAUGGCAGACUAUGCUCUUAAUAAGAUGAAGAAUAUUGACAUUGAGAAAUAUUCUGAAAGUUCGAAUAUUGUUCUGGAAGGGGAUGAGGAUAAUGAAGUGGAUAUGAACAAUAAUAGUUAUUUUUCUAAAACAUCAAAAAUUGAGAGGGACGUGACAACAAUAUUAUCCAUUUUAGAACGCGUAAUGAUACUUGUACAACAAGGACGAGAACAAUUAACAAUGUAUGGCGGUUUGAGAUUUUUAACGGAUGAGUACAGACUAUCUAGCUCCAUUUCGGAAAAGACAAACAUUGAGCUUAUUCAGCAAGCGUACCAUCCACGGUUACCGAAAGAAGCUCUUGUAGAAUUUUCUAUUAACAAUUCACAACUGCACGUUGGAGUUUAUGGUAUCAGUUACACAUCCAUUGCUACUUCUUCGGCUUCUCAGCUCAAAAAUUCCAACAUGAGUUCAGAAUCUCGUCACAGACAUUUUAUUACAGAAGAUAACGAAAUUGGUUUUUUCAGUGAAGAGUAUGUGUCUAAAAUUAAGGUUUCCAGUUUUUCUGCAGGUUUGGACCAUUUAACCAACGCAUUCAAAAUGUGCUCUCGCCUCCGUAACUUAUUGACCACCCAUGGUGUGUAA
Messenger RNA from Naegleria lovaniensis, 1290 nucleotides. RefSeq lists its product as uncharacterized. NCBI's taxonomy places the organism in Eukaryota, Heterolobosea, Eutetramitea, Acrasida, Naegleriidae. Gene Ontology annotation, cellular component: RAVE complex. Bases 1 to 1290 code for a protein of 429 amino acids. The transcript has a single exon. The record is from RefSeq and is a predicted model, not a curated record.